CUCUUUACUUUUCACAAUCUUAAUUUUUUAUUCCUGCGAUUUCUACGAUCAAACGCUAUUCACCCCCCUCUAGCGUUGGUCACUUAUUCCAACAAUUGGUAUCAGAGCCCAACUCGUGUCCAAACUUAACCGUUUGAGAGUAAAGCGAUCAUGGGUUCUUCUUCUAGAAAUUUGUAUGCAGGAAUAGGUGAAGGGCAACCAACCACACGGCCACCUCUUUUUGAUGGAACCAAUUAUACAUAUUGGGAAGAACGAAUGAGAAUCUAUAUUCGUUCCAUGAACUUCCAAUUAUGGUUGGUUAUCAAAAACGGGGAAGAGGUGCUGAUGAAGAAAGUCGGAGACAAGUUGCUCCCCAAGACCGAAGACGAAUUUGAUGCCGAAGACAUCAAGAAAGUGGAGAACUACGCAAAAACGAUUAACAUGCUCUACUGCGCGGUCAACCCCGAUGACUACCGCAAGAUCUCCUGCUGCUCAACCGCCAAGAAGAUGUGGGAUAAGCUCGAGGUGACGUACGAAGGAACGGACCAAGUACGUGAAGCCAAGAUCGACUUCCUCACCCAAGAGUAUGAGAUGUUCAGGAUGAAGGAGCAUGAGAAGAUCGACGAUAUGUUCGACCGUUUUCCCAAGAUAGUCAACGAUCUUCAUGCAUUAAAGAAGACGUACACCGACAGGGAUCUUGUGCGAAAGAUCCUACGGAGCUUGACAUCCGAAUGGCGAUCCAAGGCCGAUGCCAUCUAUGAAUCAAUCGGCACAUCAAAUGUCACCAUCGACGGUCUAAGAGGUAAUCUAAAAACUUAUGAAUCUACUAUUCUUAACCCGUCUUUGAAUGACCAAAGGAAAGGGAUAGCAUUAAAAGCCGUCAAAGAAUCAACGAUGGAUGAUUCAAGCAACGAUGAUGAAGUCAAGCAUGUCAUGAAGAAGUUCUGCAAACUUCUAAGAAAGAAAGAAAAGGUUGAGGAUGGCCUAUGUGCUAUGGAUGUGGAGAAGCUGGGCACAUCAAGAACAAAUGCCCGAAAAGCGGAAGGAAUGCUCGACACUUCAAAAGGCAAAGGGCGUAUAUCUCUUGGGGUGGCGACUCCGGCGACGAGUCAACCGAUCAAGACGAGGAUGAAACUGCCAACCUCUGUCUCAUGGCGCACGAAGACCAAACCGACAAUGUACAAGAGGUAUGUACCAUUUCUUCCGACUCUUACACCUUUGAAGAAAUGCAAGAAGCACUUCAUGAACUUUAUGAUGAAUUUGUUAGCGCUUCUAAAAUCAACAAAUCAUUAAAGAAACACCUUUCCACUCUUGAAAAUGAUUUUGAAAAGCUAGAAAAAGAUAAUGAGAAGUUGAAACAAGAAAAUAAAUUUUAUGGCAAAAGAAGCGCCGAGAAACCAGAAAGUUCCUCAAACGAAUGUGAAUCUUGUAAAGUUUUAAAGGAACAACUCACUAAACUUGAGAGUACGGUUAAGAAAUUUAAUACUCCACACAAAGAUCUUAAUUUACUCCUUGACACCAUGCAUUUUUCUAAAGAAGGAAUAGGUUUUAAUAAAAAUGAAGCUAAGGAUAAAGAAAACGUUGAGCAAACACCUAGACAACCUCCUAAGGCUCAACGUAAGAAAGCUAAAAAUCAAGUAAAUAGAAAACCUAAUCAAUCUAAGAACACUAGACAACCUAGACAAAAACCUAGGAAUGAAAACGUUCAUGGUAGACAACCUAAGAAAAAUUAUCAAAAUGUUUUUGUGCAUAAAAAUAUUUUUUCUCAAAAUAGAAGAGACAAUAUGAGAACACCUAGAAAUGAUCCUUUUGAAAACAUGCAUAAACCAUCCUUUUCUCAAAAUAG
Cuscuta campestris is the source of this 1825-nucleotide messenger RNA. NCBI's taxonomy places the organism in Eukaryota, Viridiplantae, Streptophyta, Magnoliopsida, Solanales, Convolvulaceae. The record is from the annotation of a GenBank genome assembly.